Messenger RNA from Spirodela intermedia, 3472 nucleotides. NCBI's taxonomy places the organism in Eukaryota, Viridiplantae, Streptophyta, Magnoliopsida, Alismatales, Araceae. The record is from the annotation of a GenBank genome assembly.
AUGGCCGUCGCGCCUCUCUCCUUUCCUCUCACGGCCGCCACCUGCCGUUCAGGUUGUGCGGCCCCUGAGGCCCCGCUCUUCUUUCCGGUGCGUCGCCGACGGAGGUUUCUCCGCUCCCGAUCCCCUUCCUGCAUCCCCGCCGUGAGGGCUCUCAGGGAAUGGCGCGAGUACGAAGACGCCGUCAAGGAGAAAGACCUCGCGCGGGCGCUGCGCUUCUUGAAAUCCUCGGAGACCCUCCCGCUCCAGCCCUUCCCUCGUUCCGAGUCUGAAUCCUCGCCCUCGUCUCCAUCGGUGUCCUAUCCGCCUGACCUGCUGGUGUGGCCCGAGAAGGACUGGGAGGUGCUGGACACCUGCCUGAAUGCAGACGACAUGAGACUCGUCGGCAUGGCCUACUCCCUCCUGCAGGACCGGGGACUGCUAGCCAAUUUUGGAAAGUGCAAGACCAUCGGUACUGGAUUACGAGCUUCAUGAGUAUAUGGUUCUUUGUUGAGAUCCCAAUGUAUUUGAUGAUAUGGGUUCAUCACUCUUGCUCUUACCUACUUUUCAAAAGCCAUCUGAUGCUGCCUGAGACAAGCUUCAUGAAAAUUCAAGCUUAAAUGCUUUAAUUGGGACUUCACACUGAGAUAGGCAGUUCGGUUGUAGAAAAAUUACAUAUCCUCUAUUAGUCAAAGGAAGUCAGUGUCAAGCUUUUGGGCCUCGAAUUAGUCAAAUGAUAGUUGUGCAAUGUUUCCAUAAAAGUACUAUGUUUGCGAAGAGCUCUGAGUCUCUUGUCCUUCAGACUAUGAGAAAGGAUAAUGGAAAAGAUACCAGAAUGACAUCUUCAGUUUAUUAUGUCAUGUUUCUGGUGUUAUAUUCUCGAAUGGGAGCCACAGACAGCGAGGGAAUGUGUUUCUUCGAAUUUAUGUGGUUCUAGUGAAUUGGAUUACAAUGAUUUUCUCUUAUUUUCGAUCAUUUUCUUCCUUUUCUUCCUUUUCUUUUCUCCAUACAAUCUUAGAUUAGGUUUCUUGGCAAUUGUUUAGGUGUUGGCCGGCAGUUUUUUUCUGGUUCCGUUUAUAACACAAUUUAACAAAUAUUUUUGAAUAUGCUGUCUCAAAAUUUGUUGAAUGUCGCUUGUAUUUAUUAGCUUUCUCAAUUUGAACUAGUUUUGAUUUCUAGUUUAAAUUUUUUACCUAAAUUUCCUUUUUAAUGUUUGCAGUUUUGGAAGGACCUAGGGAAGUCACUCCAACUGCAUUGAAAGAGUCGACUGGAUUGGAAGGUUAAUUUCCUGAUUUGGUUUCCAAGGGAAAUAAUUUGCUUGGGUUCUUUAUUAGAAAAUAUACUGGUCAGUAUGCAGUAGUUCUUAAUUCAAUACAGUGACCUCAUCUGUCUGAACUCUUUUCAUCAAUCUUAUUCAUCAUCUCCCGAGUCCAUCGUGCUAAGCUAUCCAUUUCUUCGUGCAGCCUAUAAAUUUGCGCCAAAGAAGUGGGGUCUUUCUGGGAGCUCAAGAACAUUGUUGAUUGCUUCCCUUGCAGGGACGUCUUUUCUGGUAUACCAAGGGAUUGAUAUAAGGCCUAACCUGGCAGCUGUUUUGGCUUUGGUGGGGUUGGAUGCAAUUUUUCUUGGUGGUAGCUGCCUUGCACAGAUUUUCUGUUUUUGGCCUCCAUACAGACGUAGAGUCCUAGUUCAUGAAGCUGGACAUCUGCUUGCUGGUAAUUCACUAAAGAUAGUGUUUUCUCUGUGUGAAUACAUGCAUCAUCAUGAUCUGUUAUUCCCUACUAGGGCUGUCGUGUUGAUUUUUAUGCAAUUUCCCAAAGCUGAAAUUGGGGACUUAUUUUCAGUUGUCCAUUUUCCUAUCUGUGACUUGCACUACUUACCGUUGCACUAUCUCACAAACAUGCAGCAUACCUUAUGGGUUGUCCUGUUAGAGGGGUUAUUUUGGAUCCAAUCGUGGCAAUGCAAAUGGGUAUCCAAGGGCAGGUACAUAUGAUGUCUCGUAUAGAUUAUUUCACAAUGCAUUUAUCUAUCUUUUUAUCAGUAACACCCAGUGUAUGGUUUGGUUUUUGUUUUCUGCCUAGAAGAUUCUUCUGCGUACCCAUUCAAAACUAUUUAAGUUAUUUCCUACUUGUAACUCAUAUUAUAUGUGAGAAAAGAGUUGCGAUCUAUUUACUGAUUAUGUAUGCUCGUCGUGGAUUAUCUCCCAUCCCUUAUAGAGAAACUUUUCCCGUGAUUUUUCAUUUUCUGUUUAUAUUUCCUUGUGAAAAUGUUCCAUGUCAUUUUUCAUUCUUUUAGUUCUUUGCUGCUAAUAAUAUAUUUCCCGUGAUAGACCAUUGUCUAAAUUUUUUUAUCACAACGAAUUCUCUAAUCUAUUGAACUGACCACUUUACACAUUAAAUCAAAAUAUGAUUCACAUUGUUUAAAGAAAUGUUGCUCUUCACUGGUUGAUCAAGAAAUUAUUUUUCUUGAGAAAACUUAAUAUUCAAAUAAAAUAGCAUGUGAUUAUGUUGGGCUACCAUGAAGAAGCUGCUCCCCUUUAUGAUAAGCAUUUUCAUGUUGAGAUUCAUGCACUGAUUAAAUAUAUGAACCCGAUGAUUAUCUGAUUCCUGUUCUCAUAAUGUAUGUUUUAUUUCUCUCCCAGAUUCUUUCUGAAAUUCUGGUUAACUUCAUUAUCGAUCAUAACAUGCAUAAAAUUUUCCUCAUCUAAUUUUGGUUGCAUGUCUCUUGGUGCAUGUUGCAUCCAUUCUGCAAAGGGAGUCUCACCUAAGUUCAAAGAUUAUGUUUACUUAUCCAUGCAUUCAGGAAUGAAUCCAAAUUCUCUCAUGUUCUGCAGGCUGGUACUCAGUUCUGGGAUGAAAAAUUAGAAAAUGAACUUGCCGAAGGACGCCUUAGUGGAACUGCUUUCGACAGGUACCCUACAUUGUUGAUCAACAUCAUCUUUUAUGCAUCAAACUCUGUUGUUUAUUGGUGCAAAAUGGAUAACAACGUCCUUUUUUUUUUCUCUCCUUUUUUUUUAAUUUUGCAUUCUAAACUGUCUUUUGAUAAUAAUGAUUACCUCCAUUUUUUCCGUUCUCCUAGAGAGAUAUCUAAAAAGCCAUCUACAAACUUCUACAUCCAGGUACUGCAUGGUACUUUUUGCAGGAAUCGCAGCUGAGGCUCUUGUUUAUGGAGAGGCAGAAGGCGGAGAAAACGAUGAGAACUUGUUCAGGAGUGUCUGCGUUCUUCUGCAACCUCCCAUGUCCCUCGCACAGGUUCCUAUCAAAUCCUAAUCAUGGCAUCUAAUCAUUUUAUCAUCGUCUCAGUCUUGAAUUGCUGUUUCUCAAAGCUCUCUUCCCAACAGAUGGCAAACCAGGCACGAUGGUCUCUUCUGCAGUCGUACAAUCUUCUGAAGUGGCAUAGACAGGCGCACGCGGCUGCAGUAAAGGCUCUAGAGAGUGGCUACAGUCUGAGUACUGUCAUCCGAAGGAUAGAAGACGCAAUGCCAUCUAAGAUGAGGUGA